UUUGACUUGAUUAGCUCUUGGAAUUAUGCAGAUCAUAGUGAGGUUCAACAGUUACAGAAAGGGAAGGAAAUGAUGUGGCCAGAAAGAAAUGAUUGCCACCACUUGGAUGUGGCCAUUCAAUCGCCGGGAGGAAUGGUGGUGAGUUCACCAAGGACGAACUCGCCGCGAGCAGAAAGCAAUGAUGACCACGGUUCUUUUAAUAUAGAGGAUCUUCUCAAAGAUGGGUUGGAUGUGCCCAUUCAAUCGCCGGGAAGAAUGGUGGUGAGUUCACCAAGGACAAACUCGUCCGAUGAUUCCCUGGGAAGUUUUGACCCGGAUAGGCUGUGGGGUGAUAAUGAGUAUAGUGUGGUUCAAAAGUUGCAGAAUGAAUCAUACUGCUGUUGGCAUGUUGCCUGGACUUGAAUCAGGUUGCAGGGGAAGGGUGAUGCAACACACCCCAUCAUAUGAAUGCCGAAUUCCUGCAACGAAUGAUGAGACAAACUUUGUUGGGUUAAAAAGAAUUGAUGCCAUAUCAAACAGAUCAAAGGAAAAAGGCACCACCUGCGGGAGGCAGCAGAAAUAUAGCGGAAUUACCCUCGAGGCUAUUGAACAAGUGCUUAAUAAGACACGUGAUGUUGCUGCUCAAACUCUUAAUGUUAGCCCAUCCACAUUGAAGCGAGCAUGUCGGAAAUUUGGCAUUCCUAAAUGGCCAAUUCAGAAGAGGAAAAGGGGCAAUUGCCCUCCCAACCCAAAACAAGCUACUAAGAAGCGUAAAGGAAGUGAACAAUGUCCUGCAGUUGCUCUGCCUCCCGAACAAGCUGCCACACCUACACUCCAAGGCAAUAGCACCAUGUCCGUAAAGGUAACCUAUAAGAAUAAUACCGUAAGGUUUGCGCUCUCAUCCUCCUCAACGAUGAAAUAUUUAGAGGAGCAACUGGAGACAAGGUUUGAAAUAACACUAGACAAUUUCUUUAUCAAGUAUCAAGAUGAAGAAGAUGAGUGGAUUACACUAACGUGUGAUUCAGAUUUGAGGUACUGUAUGGAUGUGUUAAGUUCAUCUGGCAAACUUGUGAUCAGAAUGAUGGUCACUCCGAAAUCUGACUGAUCCAUAGAUGCAGCAGGACUCCAGUCUUUCUUUGUUCCCUUAUGUUAUUUCCACCUGCUUGCGUUUCUUUUUUUGAUUAU
Messenger RNA from Ipomoea nil (Japanese morning glory), 1164 nucleotides. RefSeq names its product protein NLP7-like. Bases 290 to 1084 code for a protein of 264 amino acids. The record is from RefSeq and is a predicted model, not a curated record. NCBI's taxonomy places the organism in Eukaryota, Viridiplantae, Streptophyta, Magnoliopsida, Solanales, Convolvulaceae. The transcript has 2 exons. Gene Ontology annotation, molecular function: DNA-binding transcription factor activity; protein binding.